This is a messenger RNA of Xyrauchen texanus (razorback sucker), 1665 nucleotides long. RefSeq names its product major histocompatibility complex class I-related gene protein-like. Bases 45 to 749 code for a protein of 234 amino acids. Gene Ontology annotation, biological process: immune response. Gene Ontology annotation, cellular component: external side of plasma membrane. The transcript has 6 exons. The record is from RefSeq and is a predicted model, not a curated record. Lineage: Eukaryota; Metazoa; Chordata; Actinopteri; Cypriniformes; Catostomidae.
UUAAUCUCUCUAUGUGACUCUCCACAGGUGUGCACACAUACCAGAUGAUGUGCGGCUGUGAAUGGGAUGAUGAGAAUGGAGCAACAAAUGGGUUCUGGCAGUUUGGAUAUGAUGGAGAAGACUUAGUGAAUCUGGAUUUGAAGAAUUUGAGAUAUAUUUCACCAAUGCAGCAAGGACUCAUCACCCAGCAGAAGUGGAACAAUGACAGAGCCUGGCUUGAGAGUUGCAAUCAGUACCUCAACACUGUGUGCAUUGAGUCGCUGAAGAAAUAUCUGCAGUAUGGGAAGAGCAGCCUGGAGAAAACAGUCUCUCCUCAGGUGUCUCUGUUGCAGAAGGAUUCCUCUUCUUCAGUCACGUGUCAUGCUACAGGUUUUUACCCCAGUGGAGUAACAAUCACCUGGAUGAAAGACGGAGAGGAGCAUCAUGAGGAUGUUGAACUGGGUGAACUUCUUCCCAAUGAGGACGGAACCUUCCAGAAGACGAGCACGCUCACAGUUACACCUGAUGAGUGGAAGAACAACAAGUUCAGCUGUUUGGUGGAGCACAAGGGCAUCAACAAGGAAGAGAGUGAGAUCAGGACAAAUAAUGGAAAUUCUCUUCCCAUUGGCAUCAUUGUUGGCGUUAUUGCUGCUGUCGUUCUGUUGGUUGGCAUGGCUGGCAUUGGUUAUAAGAUCUAUCAUAAGAAGAAGAAAGACUUCAAACCUGUCAGCGGAUCUGAUGAUGGUUCAAACAGUUCAGCUCCUGCAUAAAGAUGAGACAUCAGAUGUGUGAGAGGGAUGAAGUUAACCUGCUGUCAGUCUUAUCUAUAAAAUGUCUGUUUUUAUAGACAAUUAUAAAAUGUUUUUAUUAGUUUGUGGUGGGAUUGAUCUGUUUAUGAUUCUUCAUUAUGUAAAUACUUCAUUAAAUUUUUUAUGAACUUUUGAGAUGUAUAAAUAUGGCACAUUGAUCUUAGGACUUAAAUGGAAAAUGUAAAUAUUUGUCUUCAUUCACAUAAAAAAAAAUACAAAUGAUUAAUCUGCAGGUUUGAUUAGAUGUUCCUGAAAAAAGAAAUCAUUAGAAACUAGUUUAUAAAAUUAGAAACUCCCCAGUGAAAUAUUCUGUUUAAUUGUUUAUUUAAUACAAGUUAAUUUGGAUUUAUGGAUUAUGUGCCAUCAUGUAAUCUUCAUGUUUUAUGGGAUUCAUCGUCUUUUUCUGUCUGUAAUUUUCCUUAUUUUUGUUAAAUAAAUUAAUUGAUAAACAGUUCUGCAGAAUAAUAAUUGAUCUUUUUAAUGUUAACAAUGUUACUCUGUUAAAAAAUUACAUAAAUAUCUGUUACUAUGAAUAACAGAAUGUAAAGUAUUCAUUGGGAAAGGAGGAGGCGAGAACCGGCUUUUCAAUAUAAAUAAUAUUUUAAGGAUAAACUUAAAAAAAACACACACACACGACGGACAUGUCUGUAAACAAUCUCUCUCUCCCGCACAAUUCUCUGCAGUCGGCCUUUAUCCCUCUCGAAGGCUUGAUUAGCCUGAUAAUGGACCGGGUGUGUAUAAUCACGACCCGACCCCGUCCCCCGCCCUGCCACACAGAACAAUAAAUAUUUUCCUUUAUUUGAGGUUACAAAAUCUCAGGUUUUAUAUAUUGAGCCUCUAAAAGUUUAAAUGUAAUUUUGAUUCUUUGAAAAUAAAC